AUGGCCGAAACAGCAGCAAAAAGACUCAAGACCUCGCCCGUUACCAUCGGUACUCACAAUGGCCAUUUUCACGCAGAUGAAGCCUUAGCUGUUUAUAUGCUUCGCCUUCUCCCAACUUAUCAAUCUUCAGAGCUUAUUCGAACUCGGGACCCUAAACUUUUAGAGACUUGCCAUACCGUUGUUGACGUGGGAGGUGAAUAUAACGACGAGACCAAGAGAUAUGAUCAUCAUCAACGUACUUUCGAUACUACAUUCCCAAAUCGUCCUACCAAGCUCUCCUCUGCGGGGUUAGUGUAUAUGCACUAUGGCAAGGCGAUUAUUGCACAACAUUUAGGUGUCGCCGAAGAUGCGGAAGAAGUUGCUGUUAUCUGGAGAAAGAUUUACGAAAGCUUUAUUGAAGCACUUGAUGCUCACGAUAACGGUAUUUCAGUCUACGACCCAAAGGCUAUUUCCGCCGCGGGCCUGGAGAAGAAGUUCAGUGAUGGAGGAUUCUCAUUGGGUGCUAUGGUAUCCAGAUUGAACCCAAACUGGAAUGACCCCACCCCAUCUGAUCCCGUCGAGGCUCAAAAGGCAGAAGAUGAGAAAUUUUUGGUAGCCAGCACUAGAAUGGGUGAAGAAUUCUCAAGAGAUUUGGAUUAUUACACAAAAUCAUGGUUGCCAGCACGAUCGAUUGUCCAACAAGCAUACGCCAAACGCCUACAAUACGAUUCGAAGGGAAGAAUAUUAGUAUUUGAUGGCCAAUCAGUUCCAUGGAAGGAUCAUCUCUACACACUCGAAGAUCAAGAGAACAGCGAGAAUAAAGUACUCUACGUUCUCUACCCUGAGAGCCCACGACCAGAUGCGAAAUGGAGAAUCCAAUGUGUACCUGUCACCAAAGACUCUUUCCAAAGCAGAAAGCCAUUGCCUGAGGCAUGGAGAGGUUUCAGAGACGAGGAAUUAUCUCAAAUUACUGGUAUCCCAGGAGGAGUUUUCGUUCAUGCAGCGGGAUUCAUUGGAGGAAACAAGACUUUCGAUGGAGCAAGUGAGAUGGCAGCAACAGCUGUUGAUUUGUGA
This is a messenger RNA of Botrytis fragariae, 1053 nucleotides long. RefSeq names its product putative myg1 protein. The coding region runs from base 1 to 1053 and encodes 350 amino acids. The record is from RefSeq and is a predicted model, not a curated record. Gene Ontology annotation, cellular component: cytoplasm; nucleus. The transcript has a single exon. Lineage: Eukaryota; Fungi; Ascomycota; Leotiomycetes; Helotiales; Sclerotiniaceae.